AUGAGAAUAUGGGCGUUUGACCGGCUCGGAGGUAUCGCAUCCGAACAUUUCGAUAUCAACGAGGAUGGGCUCCAGCUUAUAUCAACUAUCCUAGGGUUUCUAUGGAUGAGCGAGGCAGACUGUGGGUUUGAUCCCACAAUAACAAUGCAAAAUGGCCGGCAAAUCAUCGAGAUAGAACGGAACGGCCAGACUGAAAGGCUCAUCCUUGAUAGCUUGAUGAAACGCGCACCCUGCAUCGCGGGUCGAGCAACAACAUGCUGGAAAGCGUAUCUUGAGGCGGACCCCCGGACUUCGCUCGUUGUCAAAGACUCUUGGCAAUAUACAGAACGCGAUGAAGAAGGUGAGCUCCUUAAAGAAGCCACCGAAAGAGGUGUGGCAAACGUCUCGAGGUAUUAUCAUCAUUUAACUGUUUACGUCCGGGGUAAGGCUGAUGGUGUCCGGGACAAUGUUCGAGGCGGCUUGGACAUUAGGACAGAAACUAUCGGCCCGAACGAUUGGCGCUCUCGAUUGACACAAGCGCAUCUGAUGCUCCGCGACAGGGUCGUAACAGCGGCAGGACCGGCACGAAACGCUCUUCUAGCCAAACAGGUGCUUCUCUACCACCUAGUAAGCGAUCCUGCUCGGCAUCUCCAAUCAAAAUAUCCAACAAUCUACUGCCAAAUCGAGUCCAUCGGCGUAUCAUCCUGUGCGACUUUGGCAAACCAAUUUAUAAGGCAAGCACUCCCACUGAUCCGCUCACUGAGCACUCUGACUUGCUCACUCAGCACGACCUGA
Molecule: messenger RNA, 774 nt
Organism: Penicillium psychrosexuale
Lineage: Eukaryota; Fungi; Ascomycota; Eurotiomycetes; Eurotiales; Aspergillaceae
Exons: 1
Coding region: 1-774 (257 amino acids)
Source: RefSeq, a predicted model, not a curated record